AUGUCUUCCUCUAAACCCUCACUCUCUAAUCUCUACUUACUUGAGCAUCGGAGUGUCUGCAGGUACACACCCCUCAUUCACUCCAAGAAGCAUUCUGACGCAUUCUACCACCACCUAAACCACCGCAUUCAAAGCACCGACGAUCACCUUCUGAUCAGCUCCUAUCCCCCUAAAGCUAGAAAAUCCUCCCACGACGGGACAACUGAUCCAGGCAAGCACAUCAAGAACAUCGAGAAAUUUCUCACUUACAGAUCGGUGCAAGGCGUCGUAAAAUGCAAACUCUUCGUCACUACACUGCGACGAGGAGAUGUCACCUGGUUCAAGCACCUACGGAGAAACUCCAUUGAAUCAUGGAGUGACCUUUGCUACGAUUUCACGACUCACUUCACCUCUUCAAGGACGCAACCGAAAACGGUAGCUUCCCUCGAAGCCAUUGUCCAAGGAAAGAGUGAGCCUCUUCGAGACUACAUCGAGAGGUUCAACAAAGAAGUUGUUCAGGUAAGGGGUGCCGACGAAACAAUGAAGCAGUACCUCAUUGCCAAGGGUCUGCGUGCAGGCACAGACGUGAAGAAAGUUGUCAGCUUGGAUCGCCCUUGGACUCUCAACGAGUUCCUAGAGAUCGCAAAGAUCUACAUAGCAUAUGAAGAAGAGCUGUACGCGGACAGCCUCAACAAAUCCAGGAAGGAGGAACCUGCUGCUGAAUCCUCCAAAAAUCCCUUCCAUGAGAAAAAGAGGGAAGGCAAAGCAACUCGUGAAGGAAAACGACCCAACGGUCACUUCACUGAGUACACACCCUUGGCCAUGUCCAGGGAGAAGAUCCUCGCCGAGAUCGCAGUAGCCGAUCUAACAGAAGUUGGCGUCAAGACACCAAAGGCUUCAUCUCAGGAGAGGAAGGGUGUUGGAUAUUUAUAUGUUGGCUUCACUUUUGCCUAA
Molecule: messenger RNA, 933 nt
Organism: Medicago truncatula (barrel medic)
Lineage: Eukaryota; Viridiplantae; Streptophyta; Magnoliopsida; Fabales; Fabaceae
Exons: 2
Coding region: 1-933 (310 amino acids)
Source: RefSeq, a predicted model, not a curated record